UAUUUCCACAUUUCAAAAUGUAUCAUUUACCUCUUGUCCUUAAAUAGCACGUGACGCCGUUGUUGCGUAGUGCAAACGUCCAGCUCGUUCGGGAUUCAAAUUUGCGGGCGUGCUUCAGUCUAGCCUUUAGCAACCAAGCUAACAUGACUAGCAGCAAUGCUAAGCAAAGCUAACGUUAGAUUCAUUGGUUGUAUUAGCUGUCCCCGCUAACACUACUUCCCUUUCCACUCACGCGCAGCUAUCAUGUAUCGAUCCAAGCCCACCCUGAAGGACCGACAGCACCUGUACAAGCUCAUCAUAAGCCAGCUGCUCUACGACGGGUACACCAACAUCGCCAACAGUCUCAUCACUGAGGUCAAACCACCGAACGUCGUGUCUCCGUCCGAGCAGCUCAUGCAGCUGGCAAAGACAGGGAUGGAAAACGACGACGCUGCAGUUCAGUAUGCCAUCGGGCGAUCGGACACGGUGGCGCCUGGUGUGGGCAUUGAUAUGGAGUUUGAUGCCGAUGUCCAAUCCAUGUCCCCCGAGGCGUCCGAGUACGAGACCUGCUACGUGACAUCUCACAAGGGCCCGUGCCGCGUCGCCUCGUACAGCCGCGACGGCCAGUUGAUUGCCACUGGCUCUGCAGACGCUUCCAUCAAGAUCCUGGACACUGAGCGCAUGCUGGCCAAGAGUGCUAUGCCUAUUGAAGUGAUGAUGAAUGAGACGGCGCAGCAGAACAUGGAGAAUCACCCCGUCAUUCGGACACUGUAUGACCACGUAGACGAGGUCACCUGCCUUGCCUUCCACCCCACUGAACAGAUUCUAGCGUCUGGCUCAAGAGACUACACCCUCAAGCUGUUUGACUACUCGAAGCCCUCUGCAAAAAGAGCAUUUAAACAUAUACAGGAGGCCGAGAUGCUGCGUUCGAUCUCCUUCCACCCGUCAGGCGACUUCCUGCUGGUGGGAACGCAGCACCCCACCCUCCGCCUCUACGACGUUAACACCUUCCAGUGCUUCGUAUCCUGCAACCCGCUGGACCAGCACACGGACACCAUCAGCGGCGUCGGCUACAACCCCAGCGCCAACAGCUACGUCAGCUGCAGCAAGGACGGCAGCAUCAAGCUGUGGGACGGCGUCUCCAACCGGUGCGUGACCACCUUCGACAAGGCCCACGACGGUGCCGAGGUGUGCUCUGCCAUCUUCUCCAAGAACUCCAAGUACAUCCUGUCCAGCGGCAAAGACUCCGUGGUCAAACUGUGGGAGAUCUCCACGGGCCGGACGCUGGUCAAGUACACGGGGGCGGGGCUGAGCGGCCGUCAGAUGCAUCGCACCCAGGGCGUUUUCAACCACACGGAGGACUACGUGCUGCUGCCGGACGAGCGCACCAUCAGCCUGUGCUGCUGGGACUCGCGCACGGCCGAGAGGAAGAACCUGCUGUCCCUGGGACACAACAACAUUGUGCGCUGCAUCGUCCAUUCGCCCACCAACCCCGGCUUCAUGACCUGCAGCGACGACUUCCGGGCCCGAUUCUGGUACCGCCGCACCACCACAGACUGAGGCGCAUGCUGCCCACCCAGGAAGCUGCCACGUCAUUUUUGAUCCGUGGUGACUUUUUUCCCCCCGGUUCUUAAAGUGAAACUUCUAUAUAUAUUUUUUUUUGUUUCAAAACAUUUCACUGGUCUUCGCCGCAACUUCUGCUCCUGGACGUGACCACAGGACCCGACCGAUUGGACACGUGUUCUGGUCAAAGACACGGCUGACGCGUAUCUGUCCACAGCGAAACCGCUCUGUAAUUCAGUUUGAUUUGAAAACUUUUAUUUUUAAACAUUUUUAAUCGGAACGGUUGUCUUGUCAGGAGCCCAGCGGCAGCUCUCGGCUCUUCUCUUGGAGAUGAAGACCACAGAGACGUACGUUUGCUGACUUGUGUCCACGUCCUGUCAUCACUGGUCUCUGUGUGAGGCUGGCUGAUUGGAUGACGAGAGUUGUUGCAUAAACACGACAAAAAAUGUUACGGGGGGAAAAUACUGAAGAGUUGCAGUCUCCUAAGGACCAUUUAUUUUUAGAUUUUUCUUUUUGAAACUUACUUUUUUUAAAACUCCUCUGUCUGCACACUUCAGAUUUCUGUUGUUGUCAUUAACAGAGCUCAACUUUUCUACUUAGUCUGCGUACUUUGUUGUAGUUCUGUGACUUG
Messenger RNA from Pungitius pungitius (ninespine stickleback), 2173 nucleotides. RefSeq names its product cleavage stimulation factor, 3' pre-RNA, subunit 1 (gene cstf1). The transcript is spliced from 6 exons. Lineage: Eukaryota; Metazoa; Chordata; Actinopteri; Perciformes; Gasterosteidae. Gene Ontology annotation, cellular component: mRNA cleavage stimulating factor complex. Bases 244 to 1539 code for a protein of 431 amino acids. The record is from RefSeq and is a predicted model, not a curated record. Gene Ontology annotation, biological process: mRNA 3'-end processing. Gene Ontology annotation, molecular function: RNA binding; protein binding.